Lodderomyces parapsilosis is the source of this 1185-nucleotide messenger RNA. RefSeq names its product mitogen-activated serine/threonine-protein kinase (gene CEK1). Gene Ontology annotation, molecular function: ATP binding; MAP kinase activity. The record is from RefSeq and is a predicted model, not a curated record. Gene Ontology annotation, biological process: intracellular signal transduction; protein phosphorylation. The transcript has a single exon. The coding region runs from base 1 to 1185 and encodes 394 amino acids. Gene Ontology annotation, cellular component: cytoplasm; nucleus. Lineage: Eukaryota; Fungi; Ascomycota; Pichiomycetes; Serinales; Debaryomycetaceae.
AUGAGCGUUGAUCAUCAUCCCCAACAGCAUCACCAAGCCCAGAUCCAACAACUGCAAAUACAGCAACAACAAAUGCAGCAAAUGCAGCAAAUGCAACAACAACAGCAGCAGCAGCAAUCAGAUACCCCACAAAGACAAGUUUCGUUCAACGUUUCUGAUCACUAUCAAAUUUUAGAAAUUGUUGGUGAAGGUGCUUAUGGUAUCGUAUGUUCAGCCAUUCAUAAACCGUCUCAGCAAAAAGUAGCCAUCAAGAAAAUCGAACCAUUUGAAAGAUCAAUGUUGUGCUUACGAACAUUACGAGAGCUCAAGCUUUUGAAACAUUUCAAUCACGAAAAUAUUAUAUCGAUACUUGCCAUUCAACGACCAUACGACUAUGCCCAUUUCAAUGAGAUUUACUUAAUUCAAGAAUUAAUGGAAACUGAUUUACAUCGAGUAAUACGUACACAAACUUUGACUGACGAUCAUAUACAAUAUUUCACUUAUCAAACAUUACGAGCUUUGAAAGCUAUGCAUUCUGCCAAUGUGUUGCAUCGAGAUUUAAAACCACUGAAUUUGUUACUCAAUUCCAACUGUGAUUUGAAAAUUUGUGAUUUUGGUCUUGCUAGAAGUAUUGCUUCACUGGAGGAUAAUUUUGGGUUUAUGACAGAGUAUGUUGCCACUCGAUGGUACAGAGCACCAGAAAUUAUGUUGACUUUCCAAGAAUACACCACUGCCAUUGAUGUGUGGUCAGUAGGGUGCAUAUUGGCGGAGAUGUUGAGUGGAAGACCAUUGUUUCCAGGUAGAGACUAUCAUAAUCAAUUGUGGUUGAUUAUGGAGGUGUUGGGUACACCAAACAUGGAAGACUAUUACAAUAUCAAAUCAAAACGUGCAAGAGAAUACAUCAGAUCAUUGCCAUUUUGUAAAAAGAUCCCGUUUGCGGAAUUGUUUAAAAAUGUCAAUAACGCACCAAUAAAUCCACUAGCGUUGGACUUGUUGGAGAAAUUACUCAUAUUUAACCCUGCUAAACGUAUCACUAUGGAAGAUGCAUUGAAGCAUCCAUAUUUGCAAUUGUAUCAUGACCCUAAUGAUGAGCCUGUUAGUGAAAAGAUUCCUGAAGAUUUCUUUGAUUUUGAUAAAAGAAAGGAUGAAUUGACCAUAGAGGAGUUGAAGAGGAUGUUGUAUGAUGAAAUCAUGAAACCUUUGUAG